Messenger RNA from Papilio machaon (common yellow swallowtail), 1081 nucleotides. Its product is annotated as WSCD family member AGAP003962. Bases 34 to 921 code for a protein of 295 amino acids. Gene Ontology annotation, molecular function: sulfotransferase activity. The transcript has 5 exons. NCBI's taxonomy places the organism in Eukaryota, Metazoa, Arthropoda, Insecta, Lepidoptera, Papilionidae. The record is from RefSeq and is a predicted model, not a curated record.
UGUGUGUUUUAUACUUCCUAAUAAGAGUUUAUAAUGCGAAAAGCAAUUUUUAUGUUAGCUGCAGCUAUCGCAUUUUUGUAUUUUUCUGUUAUUUUAUUUCUAUUAAGUCCUAUACAUGAUUCAAAAAAUGUUUACUACGGCAACAAUUACAUAGGACCUUUGGGUUUAAGACUUGUGCCUAGUGUAAAAUGGUGCAAGGAGUUACACUGGCGAUCACCUCCCUUACCUUAUGCAGUUGCACUUGUUUCUUAUCCUGGUAGUGGUAACACCUGGUUAAGGUAUCUUUUACAGCAAGUCACUGGUAUAUUAACAGGCUCAAUUUAUAUGGAUUUUGGUCUAAAAGUGCAUGGAUUUCCUGCUGAAAAUGUUACCGAUGGUACAGUGCUCGUUGUAAAGACUCAUGAAGCUCCGCCACUUGAACCUGAUAAGUUUAAAUCAGCUGUGUUAUUAAUCAGGAAUCCUAGAGAUGCCAUAUUGGCAGAUUUUAAUAGACUUCAUAAAGGUCAUAUUGGCACAGCUCCGAAAUCCGCUUUCAAGAAAAGGUCCCAUGAAAGGAAGAAAACUGAUUGGUCUUCCUAUGUUACAAUACAGCUGAGAACUUGGGAGUCGUUACAUGAUCUAUGGCUCACGAAAUUUCCUGGACCAGCGUACAUAGUGUUUUACGAGACAUUAGUGAAAGAUACGAGGAAUACCCUUCAAGGAAUACUGAAUUUCUUAAAUUACACUUUCACAGAGAGAGAUAUGAACUGCGCUCUGUCACACAAAGAAGGUAUCUACAGACGUAAGAAAAAGCUACAAGACUUUGAUCCGUUCACUCAAGAUAUGUACAGACAGAUAGAAAUUGUUAAAACAAGAGUAUUCAAUAAUAUCAGAAUAUAUAGAAAGAAACACAACGAAACUGACGUUUUAGAUUUUUUAUAAUUGUUUUUAAAUGUUCUAAAUAAAUAAGAGUUACUUAUAGAUCAGUAUUAAAGUUGUUACGUUGGGUUUUCACUGCAGUCACUUGUAUUAACACAUCUUGUCAUCUCACACAUUGUCUUUAAAAAAACAGGGACAGUAAUGUUUCAACACAAGUUUCACC